Toxotes jaculatrix (banded archerfish) is the source of this 924-nucleotide messenger RNA. RefSeq names its product coxsackievirus and adenovirus receptor homolog. Gene Ontology annotation, molecular function: cell adhesion molecule binding. The coding region runs from base 1 to 924 and encodes 307 amino acids. Gene Ontology annotation, biological process: homotypic cell-cell adhesion. NCBI's taxonomy places the organism in Eukaryota, Metazoa, Chordata, Actinopteri, Toxotidae. Gene Ontology annotation, cellular component: intercalated disc; bicellular tight junction; basolateral plasma membrane. The transcript has a single exon. The record is from RefSeq and is a predicted model, not a curated record.
AUGUACCGGCUUGCCUUCCAACUUUUGAACAUCAUGCUGACAUCUAAGACGCUUGACAUCCACACCAGGAACAACAAGAUUUUGGAGACGGCUGAGGGAGAGAAUGCGAAGCUCUACUGCGACUUCACCGCUGCCCCGGAGGAUGAAGGAAAUUUGGAGAUCGAAUGGAGCGUGAAGUCCGUACGCCACCCACUGGACACGGCAGAGAUCAUCUUGUAUACGGCCGGCCAGAUCUACGACCAGCUCUAUGAACCUCUAAAGGGCAGAGUCUACUUCCAUUCAGUGGACCCUGCGAAAGGAGAUGGUGCCAUUCAUCUUUCACUAUUGACUCACAGAGACACCGGCAUCUACAAGUGCCAGGUUAAGAAGGCUCCAGGCCUCCGGAGCAUCAAGACAGUCCUCAGAGUGCUCAAACGGCCAUCAAAGCCCAGGUGUUACUACACUGAAGGGGUCGGAGAGUUUGGCAAGACCAAAGUGCUACACUGCAGAUCUCAGGAAGGGGCUGCACCUAUCCAGUACCAAUGGUCAAGAACACCACCCUUGAAACUGCCCACCUCGGCGGUGAUGGAUCGGAUGGCAGGCACACUCACCUUGCGAGAUUCCCGUGAGAGCAACACAGGAACUUACAAGUGCAGUGCAAUUAAUCGUGUUGGUGGGGAGGAGUGCUUCCUGGAAAUGAACCUACCAGAUUCUCCAUUGGUCGGCAUGAUUGCUGGAGCUGUAACAGGCAGCCUGAUCGGCGUCGUGGUCAUCGCUUCCAUCACAUGCUUCAUUGUACGUCAGCGACAGCGUCGGGACCCAGAAACCUCCAACGAGAUUGUGGAAGAUGCAAGUCCCCCACCACCCCGCAGGAGAAGUCAUCCAACAUGCCGCAAGGAGGACACAACAACAGUAAUUGAGAUGUCAAGAGCCACUCCUGUGUAA